This is a messenger RNA of Megalobrama amblycephala (Wuchang bream), 2425 nucleotides long. It is a transcript of the gene rdh5, whose product is annotated as retinol dehydrogenase 5 (11-cis/9-cis). The coding region runs from base 1042 to 2028 and encodes 328 amino acids. Lineage: Eukaryota; Metazoa; Chordata; Actinopteri; Cypriniformes; Xenocyprididae. Gene Ontology annotation, molecular function: oxidoreductase activity. The transcript is spliced from 6 exons. The record is from RefSeq and is a predicted model, not a curated record.
UUCAGCCUCAGAAAUGAACGUAAAAUACCAGGGUUACAAACUUGCCCUGUUCUUUUAUAGACGUAACAGUGAGCUAAAAUAGAUUUUAUAUGUUUCUGUGGGAUUUCACAGUUUGCUAAUUUUUGCUUAACCCAUUUUAAGCCAGGCAUGCAGUGUGACGCUACAUAAUCCACAUUUCUACAAUCAGCCUCAUAGGAUUAACUGUAUUUAUGUAAGGAGAAAAUGUUAAAUGUAAAACCACAAAACUUUAGAGCAAAGUUUGGCUGUUUUCAAUCCACAAUAUGCCAGAUUUCACACAUUUGCCCUAUAGAACUGCAUAUGAUAUGAUUUUAGCUUGAUUUUCCAAUAGUGUCAGGUCUUCAAAACAAUUUUUACUGUCAAUUUUAGGCAUAUAAAGUUAGAGAGAGAGACCGACAGACACACAAAUACAUAUUUUUAUUAUUUUUAGCUAUUUUUUGCAGUUAGUUAUGCUUUUUUAAAAUUAAAAUUACAAAAAUAUAUAAUUUAAUAUUUAAAUUAAUUCAUAUAUUGAGUAUUAAUAUUCUUUUUAUUUAAUUUAUAUUAUCUUUUAUAAGUACAAAUUUUCUGUCUCGACUGAUAUAAGGUCAUAAAAUCAUCAUCGAUAAUAUCUGAACAAAAAUAGGAAUUGUUUAAAGCUGUCACAAACAAAAAUGUCACAAUGUCACAUCAACGGACGCUCCUGUCAUUGCUUGAAAUUUCCUGUCAACCACCCAAAAACAAAUUCAAUCAUCCUAAAAAUAAUUUGAAUUGGCAUGAUUCUCCUUAAAAGUUCCUCCCAGCCCUGCUAUUUAGGGAUCACACUUACACAAGCACACAAAAAUGGCCAAACAGCAAUACACUGAGAUUGGAGAUUAGAAAUUGUGGCCCUGUUUAGAGGAUCAGCUUUAGGGAUAAAUCUCAGACGCAGACCCACUCCAGAUCACUCACCAAACGCGUUCAGGACCUCCAGCUCCAGAGCCAAGAAGGGAAAAGCAAUUGUUUACAAAACAUCUUCACAGAAUCACUCAGGAGGCAGAAACGAUGCUUGAGUACUUCUGUAGCGAUUGUUCAUGGACGUGCGGCUUGGGUGCGUUUGUGCUGUUGUGGGUUCUGGUGUGGUUCUACCGGGACAACCUUGAGAUUACCAGGGUCUCAGAGAAGCACGUCUUUGUGACCGGUUGUGACUCUGGUUUCGGACACCUACUGUGUAAACGCCUGGACAAACGUGGUUUCCGCGUCCUAGCCGGGUGUCUCACGGAAAAGGGUGCUGAUGAUCUGAAGAGGGCGACGGGACCUUUCCUGAAGACCUGCAUCUUGGACGUGACCAGCACAGCCAGCAUUCAGAAGGCUGUGGAAUGGACCAAACAAGAAGUUGGAGAUAAAGGACUUUGGGGUUUGGUGAACAACGCUGGACGUUCUCUUCCAAUGGGACCAUCUGAGUGGAUGAAAAUCGAAGACUUUGAAAGCACACUCAAAGUCAACAUGACUGGGACGAUCGAGAUGACCAUGAACUUCUUCCCUCUUGUGAAAAAGGCCCGUGGAAGAGUGGUGAACGUGGCGUCGGUGUUGGGUAGAGUGGCAGCUAAUGGUGGUGGUUAUUGCAUCUCGAAGUUCGCAGUGGAGAGCUUCUCCGACUGUCUCAGGAGGGACAUCCAGAAUUUUGGUGUCAAUGUGUGCAUCAUCGAACCUGGUUUCUUCAAGACGCAGGUGACCAGCUUGGAGCCCAUCGAGAAGGAACUUCAUCGCCUCUGGAACCAACUGACCCCUGAAGUGAAGGAGAGUUACGGAGACAAAUACUUGGACAAAUACAUCAAGAUCCAGAGGUUGAUCAUGAACACCAUAUGCGACUCCGACCUCAGUAAAGUGACCAACUGCAUGGAACACGCCCUACUGGCCGUCCACCCACGAACACGCUACAGUGCAGGCUGGGAUGCCAAGCUCUUGUGGAUCCCCUUGUCUUAUAUGCCCGCUUGUUUUGUAGAUAUUGCGCUGAAGCUGGUGUUGCCAAAGCCAGCAAAAAGUGUCUAGAUUUGGUGUGUGAUUAAAGGUCAUUUUAGGCCAGAUACUUUUAACUCUUACCUUUGGUUCCCUUCUGAUACACUGGAAGACGCUCUAUAUAUGCUCUAAUCUUAAAUUAUUCCAAACUUUUAACCAGUAGUGCAUCUCCACACCAAGCCCUUUAUCUUAUUUCUCAUUGGCAUGUUCUUGCCUAAUAAGUGACAUCUUAACUUGCCUUGAAAAUGCACCACCAAUUUGUGCCUGUUGGUCAUUGGCUGUAUGUGUUGCUAGAGUGCCACAGUGACUUUGACUUUUGGCAUUAUAUAUUUUGUAUGAAACUGUCAGAGAUUGCUUGACCUGCCACAUUAUGGAUAUUUUAUUUGCAGGCAAACUGUGUAAACAUAAUUUAAUAAACGUUAUAAUAAUU